Dendronephthya gigantea is the source of this 1218-nucleotide messenger RNA. RefSeq names its product phospholipase D LhSicTox-alphaIA1i-like. Bases 223 to 1158 code for a protein of 311 amino acids. Gene Ontology annotation, molecular function: phosphoric diester hydrolase activity. Gene Ontology annotation, biological process: lipid metabolic process. The record is from RefSeq and is a predicted model, not a curated record. NCBI's taxonomy places the organism in Eukaryota, Metazoa, Cnidaria, Anthozoa, Malacalcyonacea, Nephtheidae. The transcript is spliced from 3 exons.
CGUAUUACCUAUAACAAUGAAUUGGAAAUAUUUGAGGCGACUUAUAUGUCAACCUUAGGCUGUUUGUAUCUGUAUAUAAUUAAGAAUCAGUUUGUCGUAUUUGAGGUACCUACUUCAGCAAAGUCACAAAGCGAAGUCACAGCGCCGUCUUUACUGGUUUGACUGUCCUAGAGCGUCCUUAUACUUGAGUAAAGUCACCAAAUUGGGACAACUGAUUAACAAAUGUCCACUUUUUUUGUUUUGGCGGUUUUAUUUGGCACCGCUACUCCUGGGCUAUGUGAUCGACCCAUAUAUAAUAUUGGUCACAUGGUUAACGGCGUUGAUCAAGUCGACGAAUGGUUGAGUUGCGGAGCAAAUGCACUUGAAGCAGAUGUUCAAUUUAAUAACAAGACAUGUGUCCCAAAAAAAUUUUACCAUGGGUUAAAUUGUAACCAUGGUCGGGAUUGUAACCAAGAGUCAGGUAUUUCUGAAUACGUGAACCUACUGAAAGAAAGAACAAAACCUUCCAGCGCAAAGUUCAACAAACAUUUGGUCUUAAUGAUGUUCGAUUGCAAGUUGUGGGAUAUGAAAAAAAAACGUCUUGCAAAAGCGGGGAAGAAAUUUGCUAAAGACGUUUUAAUACCAUUUUAUCACGAAAACCCCACCAAGAUGAAAGUGAUUAUCAGCAUUGCUGAUUUCUCAAGAGAAAAAUUCAUCUCCGGUAUCUUACGUCAUCUCAAAUCUAAACAGGCAGGGAUUAUCAAGAAGAUUGGUUUUGAAAUCAGUUCGGAAGACAAUUGUACUGAACCUCAUGAGCAAGAAAAAAGGUUAAAAAAACUUGGCGUCGCCCCAGGUCAUGCAUGGCUCAGCAGUGAGGACUCAAACAUAGGUCGAGAAUGCAAAACGAAAAAACUGAAGAAAAAGGUGGCAUGCAGGGAUAGAGGAAAAUAUUUUAGCAAAGUUUACACAUGGACAAUAGACAAUAUGAGGACAGCAAGAUGGUACCUUCAACUAGGGUUGGAUGGAAUAAUUAUGAAUCAUCCAGCUUGCAUGAACACAGCGAUUAAACUAAUUAACCAUGAAAGAAAGAAAGGUAUGAAAAUUAGAUUGGCAACUUUGGAUGAUAACCCGUUUGAAAAGUAUCAUGACAGGGAAGAAGCUAAAAGAAAAAUUCCAUAGGGUGUCUUUUUUUUUACUGCUCCUUGAUGUACAUACACUUGAUGUUUUGCCUAUUUUGAA